GUGUCUGGCAUUGGCCACGUCACUGAACGCCGCCUUCAGGCAUUUGGUGUGCAUGUCUGCGGUGACAUUUUGCCGAAGCGGGGCGUGUUAUUCCAUCUUCUACAGAGGUCCACCUUGCUUCAUUGUCUUCGGGUGGCUCUUGGCCAUAGCCAAGAUGACUGGCUUCCUCAUGGCCUUAAGAAUCUAUCCAAAGUAGGAAGCUCUCCAGAAAAAGCUAAAUGUGCUGUCCCAUCCACCUCUCAUUCUGCAUUCGGGCUGGAUCGAAAGAGCAUUAGCGUAGAAAGGAUGGCAGCAAACUCAAGGCAUGUGAGUCCUUCACCUGAGGCCGAUUUUGAUCAUAUUGCACAUUCGAUUGAAAUGUGA
Molecule: messenger RNA, 363 nt
Organism: Protopolystoma xenopodis
Lineage: Eukaryota; Metazoa; Platyhelminthes; Monogenea; Polystomatidea; Polystomatidae
Source: the annotation of a GenBank genome assembly